Anopheles maculipalpis is the source of this 1664-nucleotide messenger RNA. Its product is annotated as synaptotagmin-12. The record is from RefSeq and is a predicted model, not a curated record. The transcript is spliced from 6 exons. Gene Ontology annotation, molecular function: syntaxin binding; calcium ion binding; calcium-dependent phospholipid binding. Bases 19 to 1647 code for a protein of 542 amino acids. Gene Ontology annotation, biological process: regulation of dopamine secretion; calcium-ion regulated exocytosis; cellular response to calcium ion. NCBI's taxonomy places the organism in Eukaryota, Metazoa, Arthropoda, Insecta, Diptera, Culicidae.
UCCAGUCACAGCCAAGGCAUGGUGUUCGUAAGCUCAGCCGUGCUCGGUGCAGCAGCCGGUACCGGUCUAGCUCUACUGGUCGCUGUCACGAUCGUCAUGUACCGGUACUACGUGGUACGACGGAAGGGUAAAGAGUGGGCCGAGUUGGACCGGCUGGAGGAGAAAAAGGCAGCCCGGAAGAUUAACCUGCAGGAUUGUAACGUGUCGAGCGGUUCGGUACCGGUACAGCCAGCCAGCAGUGUCGUCCAUCAUUCGAUUAGCUCGGAAACGCUAGGCACUGGCCCAGUGGAAGUAACACCCAGUCCACUGCAACCGACACUCGCCGCGGUGGGAUCGACGAAAAAAUCGUACGGCACGGGUGACACACGCGGUGGACCCGGCUAUCGACCGUCGCAUGCAGCGGCUUCGUCUGCCUCGCGCAAUAACAGCAUGGAGAGUGUCCAUUCGAGAAGUUCGAGCUACCGGGAGAGUGUGCCGAAAUUUAUGACACACGCAAACAGCGACACACGCUCGACUACUUCCGAUAAUAUAAUUCUGAGGAAAUCUCGCUCGCCUAGCCCGAUGCGUACAUUCAGCCUGGAGGGACGCUUUCCCAUCGGCUCCGGAAGUAAUUCGGGCGCCGUGGGACCAGCCGAUGGCACGGAACGGGGCAGCAAAGCUAGUCUUACAUCGGUCGUCAGCAGCGGUGGUCCACGCGAGUUCAACUCACCCAAGAAGCGUAACAGCACCUUUUCGGGUGUAAUGUCACUGGUGGGUGAGGGGAAUGCUCCCGACAGUCCUAUCGGUUCCAUCCGCUCCGACAGCAGCCGUUCGCCCCGGAGACGAGUUCCGGUGAUUUUGGCAGCAAACGAUAUCCACUCGGUUCUGGGACGCUUUCAUCUGAGGCUUAAGUACGAUGGUAGCAAGGAAGAGCUGUUGGUCCAUCUGGUUGAGGCACAAGAUCUAACGCCUGCCGGAGAUGCUGGAUUUCGAGAUCCGUACGUAAAGUUGUUCCUGGAACCGGACGAAGAACAGCGGACCCAACAGACGGCGGUACACCGAACCGAAACGCAUCCGUACUUUGACCAGCAACUCUCGUUCCCGCUGAAACCUCGCAAUCUAGUCAAGAGCAACUUUGUGCUGCAGCUAUUGGAUUACGAUCGUUUUUCGCACGACGAAGUCAUUGGCGAGAUUCGCUUCCUGCUGAACACACUCGACCUGUCCGGUUGUGAGCUUUGGGGAGAUUUGAUCGCAGUACGCAAACCUUCAGAAUCGUCCUCGGAAUUGCUGAUCUCGCUAAGCUAUCUGCCCCAAGCGGAGCGGCUCACGGUGGUUGUGAUGAAGGCGAAGAACCUCUCCAUCUCCCACGAACCCUUCGUGAAGCUGUACCUACUCGUGAACGAUAAGCGCACAAAAAAACGUAAAACCAGUGCAAUUCGUGCGCUGGACCCAACAAACCCGAUCUGGAACGAGGCGUUUACGUUUGAGCUGCCGUCGUCGCAGUUGCAGGACGCCGGUGUCGAGCUGUUUGUAACAUCGAACGAAGGCGAAGGGCAGGAUCUGGGCUGUGGGGUGGGAUUGCGCGAAGGUGGCAGCGGUACGCAACACUGGCAGGAUUUGAUGCAGAACAAUCGUAAACCCAUCGCCAUGUGGCACGUUCUUCGAUAAGCAGCCGGUGGCAAAAU